Brienomyrus brachyistius is the source of this 5980-nucleotide messenger RNA. RefSeq names its product family with sequence similarity 149 member B1 (gene fam149b1). Lineage: Eukaryota; Metazoa; Chordata; Actinopteri; Osteoglossiformes; Mormyridae. The transcript is spliced from 16 exons. Bases 474 to 2438 code for a protein of 654 amino acids. Gene Ontology annotation, biological process: cilium assembly; protein localization to cilium. The record is from RefSeq and is a predicted model, not a curated record.
GGAAGGAAGUCGAGUAUCCAUGACAGCCUGGAUGUUGUUGUUGUGACUCUUAUUGAAAUAAAUGCAUGCGAACGAUUCAAGUGAAUAGAUAGGUAGUUAUGCAAAAUUUUGUACUGUACAGAAUUUCAACAUGUAAUGUUUAUAUUCACAUUAUAAUAUAGAUGAGCGCAAAAAAUAUUUAUUUAUUAUAUUUGCAACAGCUAACUGGACAGCUUAUGUUUGACAAUUUCGCCAAGCUUUUACGAACAAAGGUAGAUCAAUAUUUCGCUAGCGGAAAGGAAGAUACUAUAUUGCUUGUAUUGCUACUAUAUUACUUGCAUGUGCUAGUCUGCAAAGUGGAGAGGUGAGGGACGGGUGAAAACAAUGGUUGACCAUGGUCAACAGACACACAGCUGGGCUGGGGGAUCAGAGGAGACGCUGGGGGAGAAAGAAAUGACUGUAGAAAUGGUUCGUUAAAAGCUGAGGGUAGUAGAAUGAUUUCGCGGUAUACGAGACGGCCGGUAUCGCACAGCCUCGAAAUACGUGGGUUAUCUCGGAGCAAUCUAGAUCACCACCCACUCCCUGAGGAAGCUGAUGGCUACCUGCCAAAGUAUCCCUUACAUGACCGGCAGGAGGCACUCUCUACUUGCAACAGCUCCGAGGCUUCUGGAGAAUGUGGGAGGUCAUCGGUCACCACCAGUGAGACUGAAAGGUCAUGGUCUGGCAUCCAUAGCUACUCCGGUACUGGCAUAUCCACAGAGAGAAGCUCGGUAUUUUCCUGGGGUUAUGAUGAAUUCGACAAGGCGGCUUCACGGCAGGUGCAGCGGAUGUUCGAGGAGAUUGACGAGGAGCUGUAUGAGUGCCAGAGCGAUGGGCAGCUUGGGGGGCUGCAGGAGGAAUGCCAGCAGUGGGCAACUAGAUUCCCUCACCUUCGGAUACUGGGAACUCAGCUAGUUUGUCCAACUGAUGAUGGCUACCGGUGGUUUUCCAUCACUGAGAUGGGGGCGGCCAGGGAUGCAACGAGUACCGUAGAUGACAAGACAGUUACUGAGCUGAGUGUCCAUGGUCGAAAAGCAACGCUGUCCAGGUUAGGUGUGGAAGCAGAACAUAACUGUGCCAGUGACGAGCGACCCCGGAUUAUCGAGGCUGAGGGACUCAUGGAGGAAUACUUGGCGUUUGACUCCCGGGACUUGGACGAGGAUUGGGAGCGCGACUGCGUGGGGAGUGGCCGGCACAGGUACUGGCUCCCUCCUGUCUCGCCGUACCGGUGUCGGCGGCAGGCGAUCCUGGACCUGCUGUUCGACGACGUGUGGCGGGAGCUGGUGGGCUGGACGGGCGAGCUAAUAAGCAGGCACUGGGAGGGCUGUAUCUCUGAUGAGGAAAAGAACACUGUGAGCCUCAGCCCAGUGCAGCCAGAGCCCCGAGACCCUUACAGCACCCUGCCCACAGUGCUGCCCAGGCUGGGCCAGAGCAGGCUGCCCCAGCUUACUGCCAGCUUGCAGCUACAGAACACAAAGUCAAGGGGCUCAAAGCACAAGUCCAGGCGGAAGUCCAAAAAGCAGAGAGAACCCUCCACUUCCAACAGAGUCCCAGUGGGAGCAGCAGUGACCCAUCAGAACCUCAAUGACCUCAUCGUCAUCCAUGGAAUCCCCCUUCAACAGAGGAACCUCGGUGUCUCGGCCGACAAAACACAGGACACCGAAGAGAGGGUGUCCCAUCGCCCGAGUUCAAGCGUCAUCGCGUCCAGCAAGCAGCACUCUCGCCGUGCUCUAGAACAAAGCUCCUCCUCGCUGCUGCGACCCGCGCAGUCGGCAAGGCGCCGAAACCCGCCCCCACGAACACUCCUGCCCCUAGUCCCCGGUCCCAUGCAGCCCAGCACAGCAGGACCCAUGGACGAAGGCAUCAGGGGAACGAGGCUGGUAACUGUCAGUGACAGACAGGUUUCCCCACCGAUGCCGCUUAGCCGGAACAGCCUUCUUCCCCCCAUUGGUGUCGGAGACAUAGAGACCUCCUACAUCAGCCAGCACCUUCGACCAGGCCUGCGGCAGAGGGGACACGCCAACAGCCGAGCCCAUAGUGCCGUCGUGGACGAGGGGGGUGCCUCCGUUCCCCGGGACAGACUCCACCUGCUGGACAUCUUCUCUCGUCCGAAUACCACUCAUACCUACAGGUCAGAUACUCCUUAUCGCCGCUCUUUCACAAUCCUGGACAACAUCGGGCUGAGCCGUACUGGCAGAGCAUCAGUGGGCACCGACUCCUUGGAUAUUGGAGUGACUGGCAUCAGCUUGGGAAUUAGCAGUUCUUCCUUUCUGGACUCAUUCAUGCACCAUGCUAUUGGCCAGUCCCCUACCGAGAAUGAGGAAGCUCCGCCCCCAGCACUACUGGUCCCUGUGUCAGUCCCAGCUCGAUCACAUAAUCGGGGGGGCCUGACUUCACGGAGCAGCAGACCAGGACUGUAGCACCCCUCCCUCCCAAGAAACCAGACAUACCUUAGCACUACAGGACACCUAUGAACAGGCCACCAGCAGUGACAUGUCACGUUACUUUUUUAUAAAAGGACUGUACGGCAGAUCAUAGAGCCCUAUUUUUCUAUGUUUAGCUCAUCUGGCUGCCAAACAGGUAUUAAUCAUCUGUGUUUUCAGGAAAAAUUAUAAAGCACACCUAUGCAGGUAUUCAGGGAAACCAACUCCGGAAACAAUGGAAAGAACAGUCUUUUACAAAUAAUGUGCCUGUUAUAGCGAAAUAUAUGCAUUUUCCAGCAAGCCAUUUUGAAGGAAGUCUUAGUCUAUCAAAUCAGGAUGUGUCUGAGAUCGCUUGAGAACACUGUGGGUGAAUUUGCACAAACACCACCAAUCUACGGAUCUGUGAUAUACACGUGCAACACAGGCAAGCUCUAAAACACCCUAUCCUGACACACCAAAAACACAAUGUAGACCAUCGUGGCAUUCCCACGUUACUAGGGCUGUAGUUAAGUCUGGUCAAUGAGCUAAGUAAGGCUUGAAGCUUAUUAUUGUGAAGUAAUGAAUUCCUGCUGCACUCACUCUGUGUUUUUCUUAAAUAAACAAAGAACUGAAUUUCUAAUGAUUCUGCCAUUUCCAUGGUUGCCGUGGUUACAUAAUUACAAAAUUUAAAUGAAAUGAAUGCAAUAUAUUCAAAAGUAUUACAUGCAUCACAUGUUUAAUAAGUCUUUCUCAAUGUGAACAAGCAGAUCAGUCAUAGUAUGUAUAAGUGUAAUAACACCUUAAAAUGUCACUACUGUAAACACUAUGCAUUUCGAAAUGUACUCAGUCAACGUGGAUAAUUUUCUUCAUUAUCCAAAAACUUAAGAGCCAAGAGCCACUAUUUUCAGGCAAAUCAUAAUUGUCUUAAUUUUUGUGAUGGCUUUUCUUAUUUAUGUACCACAUUUUUACUCCAGGGUUGUCAGAAAUUAGUUAAAAUUACACUUGGUGGAUUCUGCCUUUGAUGGGAGUAGCUAAAUUAGCUAAAAUAUUGUUUUUGGAUCAUUUGGUACAAUAUUACAAACUAAACAGUUAGUUCUGUAUCCUAUGUCUCUCACAGGAUACCAUGAGCUUUGAGAUUUAGGGAUAAAUCUCUUUGUAUCCUUCAGCCUCUUCCAGUUCUCUGUUAGUGUAGCAAACCAAACAUGGCACAAUUAAUGCUGACAGGAAGUUACGAAAGAUAAGCACAAAAGGAGAUCCAACAUUUCUUCUAAAUAUUAAGAAAAUAUUAAGAAAAAAGUAAUACCAGAGACAGCAAGAACUAGAGCUAUGGUAUCAUGGAGGAUUUAUAGCUGGUCUUCCUGGGUUCUGCAGAGUGUGAACACCACUGUUAUCUUCAUGUCGUCGAUGUUUUACAAGCUGACUUGAGUAAUGUUCCAGUUCUCUUUACCAUACCUCUUCCCAUUUAUAAAAUUCAGGAUGUCUUCCACUGUGACCUUAAAGGUGAGGUCACUGCAAGCGACACAGCACUGCGCAAUAGGGCAAACGUCAUCAUAACGAAGAAUCUGGGUUAAAGACUCAGAUUGUUCCACAGUCCGUCAAAACACUGCUACGUAGACAUUCAGCAUUAAAUACAUGUUCCCAAAAAAAUUCUAUCAAAAGCCACAUUCAGUUUCCAUUGAUCAAUCAAACUGCUUGACCUUGGUGACAGUCGCUAUUAAAAGCAAUUCUAUUAAUUAUAUAUCGGUUACCUGAUAUAUUUUUAAACACUGAAUGCCGAGUAAAAACACCAACAAAAUAAAUUCAGUCUGCAUGCAAAUGUCUGGAUUCAGCAGAACUCUGUGUUUACAGGAUACUUAACUGAUUUUACUACUUUACUACGACUCAUAUGGGUCCUUAAUAGCUUCACACGUUGCACCUCUGCUGACACGUUUUUGAAGACCCAAGUGAUCACCAGACUCAACUGAAUGCCAGUUUAUGAAAGACAAGUAAUGCAUUAUUAAGAUUAGAAGCAUCCGAAGAUUCUUCAAGGUAACUAUUUACAUGGCAAUAAAUGGAUGUUACAUCGACGUUAUGCUCACGUUGUGGGACAUUGUUCGAUUCAAACACUGAGUAUGCAGUUAUCUCAAAACCACCGGGAUAUUUUGUAAUCUUUACAUAGAUGCUUUGUUUCUGAAAUCUCAGGAUUAAAUCUUAUAAAUGUGCAGAAAAUACUGGAUUAUGUGGGUGUGGAUGCUUGAUAUUUUGCUUUGUAUUUUAAACUGGAUCUGAGCCAACAAGCCAUAUUAAUGUUUUUAGAUUGCUUUGUUUAUGUAUGUAAUUUUGGUGUGUUUGGUGAUUAAAUGUAGAUACAUGCGACUGAACACUGAAUUACACUCUUAUUUUUUCAAUUAAUGUCAAGACCUGGAUAUGUGAAGUAAAUUGAAGUGUUACAUUUUUCUAUAAUAUAGUCAGAAUCCUGUAAUUAAUAUGCCAAUUGGUUAUAACUGCAAUAUGAUCUGUUCCCCAACCUUUUUCUGUAUUUAUGGAAAAAUUAAUAUAGAGUAAAACCUCGGACUGUGAGCAUAAUUCGUUCCGGAAACAUGCUCGUAAUCCAAAGCACUAGUAUAUCAAAGCCAAUUUUCCCAUUAGAAAUAACAGAAACUCGGAUGAUUCGUUCCACUACCCAAAAAUAGUCAUAUAAAAAUGAUUCAUUCAAAAUAUAAAAUAAAAAUACAUAAAACAAAUUAACCUGCACUUUACCUCUGAGAAGAAUUGUGGAUGGUGUGAGGGAGAUGAGAAAGAGGAGAAGAGGAGGGUUAUUUUGUAGGACGACUUUCACUAUAACUAAUGGAAUCACUGCUAUUUGUUGGUUCACUGGAAUCUUUUUUUCACAUUGCAUUGUCCUUAAACAGAUGCAUCUCUCACACUGCUACACCCUUAUUUGGGUGGUGCUUUUCUACUAAAUUUUGACUAUACGAGUGAGGCAGGCAGACUGAGACCGAGCAUGGGAGACGUUUCCCCACAAUCCCACAGCAAGAGAGAGAGAAGAACCAUUGGCUCAGUUGUGAUCACGCGAUGCUGGGCAGUGUAUAUGUAAUACUCAUAUUGCAAGACCUCGCUCGUCCAUCAAGUUAAAAUUCAUUACAAAUUUUUGCUUGUCUUGCAAAACAAGUUACUCACAAUCCGAGGUUUGACUGUAACUGAUAUUACUGCUGUUGAUCAUCUACUGUAAAUCUUUGCUUACUGAGCAAAAUGCUGUAUUAACCUAGAUCUGUAUAGUAUUUCUCUAGGAAAGCAGCCAGUUGCAUUAUGGAUACAAUUGCAUUGAUUAAAAUAAUCAGCCAAGCAAUUAAGCCAACAUACCAAUGGUGCAGUGUUUUUGGAAAAAUUACCAAUUUUAUUCAAAAUGCAUGAUAGUCUGUUAUUUGAAAAUAAUACACAUUUUUAUGGAAUUGUUGCAGUUAUAUUUAAUAAGGAAAACAUGGUAUUUUCAGACAUUUAUAUCUUGCUUAAUAAAAAGUAUUGCGAAAAAGACAAUUUCUCAUAAGUAAUAUUUCCAUUGAUACAAGUGUCAAAACACA